Alternaria ventricosa is the source of this 945-nucleotide messenger RNA. RefSeq lists its product as uncharacterized. Lineage: Eukaryota; Fungi; Ascomycota; Dothideomycetes; Pleosporales; Pleosporaceae. Gene Ontology annotation, molecular function: single-stranded DNA binding; four-way junction DNA binding; ATP-dependent activity, acting on DNA. Bases 1 to 945 code for a protein of 314 amino acids. Gene Ontology annotation, cellular component: Rad51B-Rad51C-Rad51D-XRCC2 complex; replication fork; centrosome. The record is from RefSeq and is a predicted model, not a curated record. Gene Ontology annotation, biological process: reciprocal meiotic recombination; double-strand break repair via homologous recombination; telomere maintenance. The transcript is spliced from 2 exons.
AUGGCUGCCGCUCGACUAAGUCUCGAUGAGUUAAGCAUAUCGGCAAGACCCGCAGAACCAUUGCUCGCAUCCCAGUUGAUUGGCGACCAAGACCUUGAUGAGCUGCUGGAGAGCGUAUGCAACGUCGAUCUUCAGCACAAAGAUGGUGUUGCAAGAAACUUACUGCAAACUGGAGUCAAAAGCUUGGACGAUGCUUUCGGUGGUGGGAUAAAGAGCAGCAGAGUUGUGGGAGUCAGUGGAGAAGCUGGGGCGGGUGGGAGUGAGGUCUGCUCUACGCUGCUUGCGAUCUCUCUUCUUCAAUAUGAGAACUCAACGGCUGCCGUUGUCGAUACUACAGGCAACUUUGAUGUGCUACAACUUUACACUAUGAUUGUCGCUCAACUGUCACGACGACCAAAUGUCCAAACGUCCUUACGUUCCUCACUAAAUCACGGGCCUGAAACUCCGACCGAGGAUCUGGCAGCAAAGGUACUUGACCGCGUCAAGAUUAUGCGUGUUUUCGAUUUCGUGGGUGUAAGAGAGGCCAUUGGUGAAAUCCGGGAUGGGAUCGAAAAGAAGAAGGAUGCUGAACGUGCUUCAAGUACUGAAGAGAAGAAAGCGACGUUACCCAUUGAGGAGCCUGCGCAGGAGCCGCCCGUCAAGAAGGUGCCAGUGAAGCGAACUUAUGUUGCGGAUAGCGAAGACGAAGAAGACGACGAGGAGAUGUUAUUCGAUUCAGACGUUACCGACACCACAGCCGCGCAGCCUGUACAGGACCCAGAGCCAACCCGGAUCGAAGCAUCAGAAGACAUGGAUGCAGAGACUGAACCGGGACCUAUCAAGAUCGUCCUGAUCGAUAACCUCGCUCAAGUCCUCAACCCUUUGUUGAAGAAAGACCAUAUUCAAGGUAUCCACUAUUACACCCCAGCCCCAACACUGACUGACCAGUCCCAGCAAACGCGUUAG